AUGCGUGCCCGGCCAUAUUCUUACGAGAGGUCCAUCCAGACGGACAACGCGCCGAGGGCCUCGUCAUUUGGCACCAUCCGUCGCGUGUAUCGAUAUGACGGCAUCAACAAAACAAGGUCGACUUGGGAUGGCCUCAGGAAGGACCCUGAGCUCUGGUCGACAGAAGGCGAUUGUACAAUCCACUUCUACUCCUACAACUCGUCCAAAAGAGGCCCCAGUCUGAGAAUUCCAUUCAGAGUUGUCGAACAGACGAAUAGCAGAUACCUCCUGCAACACUGUCUGCAAAGAUUUGAACCUACCAGCCCCGCGAUCAGCGAUAACGACCAUUCUGACAGUGGAUAUGGCGGAUCCGUGUCGAGCGAUCAAGCCGCCCUGCAAUGCGUGGAGCUGUACAUUUCCGCACCGCCGCAUGCUACCAAGCACGAGGCGCACAUCUUUCACUUGAGCACCCGAAACUACUUUGCCUACCUCUUAGACGCUCCGCUGGUCGGUGAGAGCUUGGGCAAAGCCUUGAUUGGUCUCUGGAGCCGACUUCAACUCUGGCAGCCGAGCGACAUGAUUGCAUCCGACUUUCGAGUGUACUGUCAGGAGCAAGGCUACCUUUCCUACUCCGAAAACCCCGACUAUGCUCUUGCAACACUGCAUUUCUGUGAACAGACGAAGAGCAAAGACAUGUGGGUCGACGCCUUUUCACAUUGCGCAGGCAUGUACCAUCGGUUGCAACGAAGCGAUGAGAUCUUCAGUCUGAGCAGUACGUCCAAGGCAUUGCUUCGCGCAGCUUCUUUGAAGAUGGACCAGCACAUAACUCAAGCCAUUAAGAGUAUUGGUACAUUCCUGGAAGAGGAGCUUGGAUUGGGCUACCUCGGACUGUCGAAGCCACUAAGAGACCAUCUGGAUCUGUACAGGAGUACCCUGCACUCGUUCUAUGUCAACAAGGUCGGCUAUUGGCCUCCGAAGGAGAACGCAUCAAUGGACAAGGGGUUGUGGCGAGGCAUGUACAACGACUUCCGAAGCCUCUACGACUAUUUGGCGGACACUUUAUCGUCAAAUGAUCGAGCAGAGAACCGUGCAGAUGGUGGUGUCUGUGUCAUGCAAAACUUGCACAACUUCGAUGAACGCCAUCACUACACCCACUUGCCGCAUCCUCUACCGCUGCUGCCCGAGCAAGCACCUUCAAAGCGGACCGUCGACCCUCAGAGAGGAUCAAGGUCGUUCAAGCUCGGCCGACGCAUUACUUUCACCGAGCCCAGGACAGUGACAACUCCAGCCCAGGCUUUGAAGAAGGCCACUAACUCACACAGGCUCGAAGUCAUGAACAAUGGACUCGUGCAAGACUACAUGCGCUUCGAACGGUCUAAAUUGGAGGAGAAGACCACCAUCACAGAAGCACGCAAAGUUCGAUUCAUGCUUGCAUACUGCAUGCUGCAGACUCUCAUCAGUAUCACAAGAGCUCCACCGGAGGUCCGAGAUGCUGACACGCCAUCAUACCCAUUGUGUGUCCUCUCUGCUAGAUUUCCACCAUGGAUGGAUGAUACUAGUGUCUUCCACAUUCCCAAGUCGCCGGUCAAGGAUGCUGAACGAAACCUGCCUGUGGAGCUUCCCGACACGAGCAAGGCAUCUGAAGAAGACCGAAUUUCUAUCCACCCAGAUUGCGAGGCCGACAACGCCAACGCCUACUUCACAAACAUGAACAGCAUCACAAGAUCAGGUUCAGACAUGAGUUUGAGCUCAAUGGCACCACCACUCCGAAGAAGCAGUGCUCGGGGCCGACGAGAGUCUUUCAUGAAUGGCGUCAGUUCCCUGCACCGCUCAAUGAUGGGCAGCCUUACCCGCGCCCAAAGACGAGGCAGUGUACGCUCCUCCCACUGUAACAGCAUCGUCUCGCCCAUCUCACCCACCAUCGCCCGAAGCAACACCCUAACCUCCUACAAAGAAAUCAUGGUCGAAGGUUAUGGAAACGGUCUCAUAAAGUCCAACUCUACCCCAUCAUUCAUCGCACUCGCUGCUCGAAAGAGCAUGAGUCAAGAAAGCAUUCAAACCAUCAUCGCCGAACUCCCAGCCAACGCAAACGCAAACGCAAACGCCUCCUCCGAUCCAAACUCUACCCCAACCCUCCCAAUGCAACAACUCUCAAUCGGAAUCGGCGGUGGUGGAGGAGGACCAGAAGAAGCCCUCCAAACCCUCGAAUCCAACAACAAUCCCACCACAACAUCAUCACCACUCUCAAACUUCGACUUCAACUUCACAACAACCAACCCCAACCCCACAAAACACCCCACCCCAUCUCCCCCCGAACCUCCUCCUGCGCUAAAACGUCAAAAACCUUCCACCUACGCCGCAAAACUCCUUCUCAGUCGAAAACCCUCCGGCUUCAACAAUACCAAUCCUUCUACUUCUACAACGACAGCUUUGUCGUAUACGAUGAUGCCAAACAAAGAGAAUCUUGAGGAAGAAGAAGAUUAUGGGAGUCGGGGGAGGAGACAGUUGAGGCAGACGAUGAUGGUGAGGAAAGGGGGCGGGAACAAGAAGGGUUGUUUGGGUGCUGGGAGGGUUGGGGAGGAGUGAGAUAGGUAAGAUACCUAAUCAAUGAUGAGGUGGAUGGGGUGGUGGAUGGGAUAAGGAUUGUCUCUUUUUUUUUUGGUGAUGACCGAUUGUGCGCGAGGAAGAUUUAAGUAAUCGGACGACACUCUCUCUCUCUCUCGCUUGUGAUGGAAGGAUGGGACGCAAAAAAGAAUCCUCGUUAAGUUCCCUUGGUGUGUGUGUGUGUGUGUGUGUCUUUGGACUUGGACUUUAGCACGAUACCCCCCCAACACGCUUCGAAG
This is a messenger RNA of Pseudocercospora fijiensis CIRAD86, 2822 nucleotides long. RefSeq lists its product as uncharacterized. Lineage: Eukaryota; Fungi; Ascomycota; Dothideomycetes; Mycosphaerellales; Mycosphaerellaceae. The record is from RefSeq and is a predicted model, not a curated record. The coding region runs from base 1 to 2565 and encodes 854 amino acids. The transcript has 2 exons.